AUGACGAGAAGGGCGGAGUUCAAGCUAGGUCUCUUCGUGGUUCUUCAAUUCAUGUUUCUGCUAUCUCUAUGUUCAUCUGAGGAGUUCUUGCCUCAGAUAUCACCAGACACGUCUCCUCAACCAUUCCUUCCCUUCAUUGCUCCUUCUCCUAUGGCUCCUUACAUCAACACCACCAUCCCCAAGCUCUCUGGGCUUUGCUCGCUUAAUUUCACUGCUUCCGAGAGUUUGAUUCAGACAACAUCACACAACUGCUGGACCGUCUUUGCUCCAUUAUUAGCCAAUGUCAUGUGUUGUCCUCAGCUAGACGCUGCUCUCACCAUCAUCCUCGGCAAAGCGAGCAAAGAAACUGGUCAGCUUGCACUAAACAGAACACAGUCUAAGCACUGUCUCUCGGAUUUAGAGCAGAUCUUGGUAGGCAAAGGCGCUUCUAGCAAGCUUGGGAGUAUAUGUUCCCUUCACUCGUCGAAUCUCACAGCUUCUUCCUGCCCUGUGACCGACGUGGAUCAGUUCGAAAGCGCGGUGGAUACGUCUAAGCUUCUUUUGGCUUGUGAGAAAGUUGAUCCUGUCAAGGAGUGUUGCGAACAGGCUUGCCAAAACGCCAUACUCGACGCAGCUACUAAUAUUACUCUCAAUGCCUCUGAGCCUUUGAUGGAUAACUCGGUUCGGAUCAGUGAUUGUAAGAACAUAGUGCACCGUUGGCUCGCUACUAAACUUGACCCUUCUCAGGCUAAGGAAACUCUCAGAGGUUUAGCAAACUGCAAACUCAAUAGAGUUUGUCCUCUUGUGUUUCCACACAUGAGACACAUCAGUGCUAACUGCAGCAACGAGUUGAGUAACCAAACAAGUUGUUGCCGCGCAAUGGAGAGUUAUGUGUCUCAUCUGCAAAAGCAAUCACUUAUAACUAAUUUGCAAGCUUUGGACUGCGCAACCUCUCUUGGGACAAAGCUGCAGAAGCUAAACAUCACUAAGAAUGUCUUCACUGCUUGUCAUAUAAGUCUCAAAGACUUCUCUCUUCAAGUUGGAAACCAAGAAUCUGGUUGUCUAUUACCAAGCUUACCAUCUGAUGCGAUAUUCGAUCAAGACACGGGAAUUAGCUUCACUUGUGAUCUGAAUGACAACAUUCCAGCCCCAUGGCCUUCUUCAUCUCAGUCCUCAGCCUCUACCUGUAAAAAGACUGUUAGAAUCCCUGCUCUUCCUGCUGCUGCCUCCUCGCAACCCAGUCUCUACAAUGAGGGAGUGAAACGUUUGGUGAUCUUUGUAUUGUCUAUGGUUCUUGUGAUGCUUCUGUCAUGAUACCAGAACUAAACUGGGUUCACUCUUAUCUCUUACCGGUUUACUAGUAAUAGCUGUGGUUUUUGUGAUCAAACCGGUACAGUCAGCUGUUGGAAGUAGUAUGUUGACAUAACCGGUUCAAGUGCUUGAGUUGUUUGAGGUAUAAGUUUCGGAAAGUCUUUUAUCUUUAUUGAUUCAUGAUUCUUGGAAACCUUUUUAAUGUAAAGAAAAAGGUCUUGUAGGAUUUAUUUUCUGUAAGCUUAUAUAUAUAUAUAUAAUAUGUUUACUUUGCAAUU
This is a messenger RNA of Brassica rapa (field mustard), 1568 nucleotides long. RefSeq lists its product as uncharacterized. Gene Ontology annotation, cellular component: plasma membrane. NCBI's taxonomy places the organism in Eukaryota, Viridiplantae, Streptophyta, Magnoliopsida, Brassicales, Brassicaceae. The record is from RefSeq and is a predicted model, not a curated record.